AUGUCUGCACUUCCAAUAUCUUCUUCCUUUGUCGCGGAAUGGGCGAAGGCCCAACAGACCCGUGGGCAGAAACCAAAGAACUCUUCGGUGUUCUAUCGGAACCUUGAGGAGGAACUUGAUAUCAGCAGAGCCCAGCAUAGCUGUGCAAUGCUGCAUAAUCAGGACACUCCCAUUGACUUCUCAUCCUGCGACGUUCUCGGGAUUGGGCAAUCCGGGGCCUUGAGAGCUGCCUUUUUAGAAGAGCUUGAUCGCAACCCCUCGUUUCAACUGGGUGCCCACGGAACCAGAUUACUGAAUGGAAACUCGAAAUACCUCGAAACCGUUGAGAAUGAGGUCGCAGAGCUGCACGGGGCUGAAACAGCCCUCAUCGUGAACUCAUCAGCCAUUGCCAACGAUGCCAUCUUUUCUGCUAUUCCACUUCCGGGUGACGCCAUCGUGUAUGAUGAGCUCAUUCAUGCUAGUGCCCUCGAUGGGUUCAAGCAUAGUGUGGCUCUUUGCCAGAAGUCGUUCCGUCACAACGAUGUUGGCUCCUUUGUGGAAAUUCUGACGGAUGUGAAGAAUUCACAGCCUCAAAUCCGUAAUGGCACUCGAUGCGUCAUCAUUGCGGUCGAAUCCUUCUACAGCAUGGAUGGGGAUGUUUGCCCACUGCAAGAGUUGAUUGAAGCCGCCAAGGAAACUUUCCCCGAUGGCAAUGCUCAAUUUGUCAUGGACGAGGCCCAUAGCAGCGGCCAUAUUGGCCCAAAUGGUGCAGGCCUGGUCAGUGAAUUGGGACUCGAGAAAGAGGUUGCGGUCCGCAAUCACACUCUCGGAAAGACUCUCUGUGGUACCGGUGGAGUUAUUCUAUGCAAUUCUACCAUUCGAAAGAUCUUAAUCAACCGCGCGCGACCUAUCAUGUUCUCUAUAGCGCCAUCAUUCCCACUGUGUGCCGCAACACGAGUGGGCUACAAGAUGCUAAGGUCUGGAGAGACCAUGGAGGCACAAAGUAGAGUUCAACACGUGGUAAAGCUAUUCUUGACAACUAUCACCUCUCACCCUGUUUGGGAUCGUGCGAACGAUGCCGGUAUUCUGCGUAUUCCUCUUUAUGAGGAAGAUGACUGGGAUUCCCUACCAUUCGUAACUCAGAUCUGCCCCAUAUGGACUCGUCCCAAGCACAAUUUCUAUCUUGCCAUUCAUCUUCAGUUGGCAGGGUACUCAGUGUAUCCAAUCAGCUUCCCUGUGGUGCCAAAGGGAUCUGAUAGAAUUCGCAUCAUAUUCCACGCACAGAACACGGAUUCUGAAAUCCAGGGACUCGCCCAGUGUACCUGUGAAUGGGCCGAGGAGAUGCUUCAGAUUCAGAGAGAUGGAGGCGGAAUCAAACUUCCAGCUGCCGCCCGCCAUGCUUACAGCCUGAUGACCAAAGAGAGUUUGAAUGGCUCCAACUAG
Molecule: messenger RNA, 1422 nt
Organism: Penicillium samsonianum
Lineage: Eukaryota; Fungi; Ascomycota; Eurotiomycetes; Eurotiales; Aspergillaceae
Product: aminoacyl transferase sphA
Exons: 3
Coding region: 1-1422 (473 amino acids)
Biological process (GO): biosynthetic process
Molecular function (GO): pyridoxal phosphate binding
Source: RefSeq, a predicted model, not a curated record